Messenger RNA from Neoarius graeffei (lesser salmon catfish), 2183 nucleotides. RefSeq names its product beta-1,3-galactosyl-O-glycosyl-glycoprotein beta-1,6-N-acetylglucosaminyltransferase-like. Gene Ontology annotation, molecular function: beta-1,3-galactosyl-O-glycosyl-glycoprotein beta-1,6-N-acetylglucosaminyltransferase activity. Lineage: Eukaryota; Metazoa; Chordata; Actinopteri; Siluriformes; Ariidae. The coding region runs from base 180 to 1478 and encodes 432 amino acids. Gene Ontology annotation, cellular component: membrane. The record is from RefSeq and is a predicted model, not a curated record. The transcript has 2 exons.
GCUUUCAGUGGAACAGAUUGGAGGUUAUUUUAUUUUCGCAAUGCUCCAGAACAGUGCGGUGUCCAUGGCUAUAGGUAACCAGGGUAUUAAUAGCAAACUGAUUCAUAAGAUCUUUGGCUGCUACAUUCUGGACCUAUUACAGCUGUAAAACCAACCACUUUGUGUCAUAUAUCAACAGCAUGGUCAUGGUGACACUACUAACAGUUUUGCUGAUGGCGUCAAUAAAAGUCCAACAGAGAAGAUUCUGGAGGUCAUUGUUAUCUGGAGUUUGUGUACUCAUACUCUUGGUCUCUCUGAUCAUCUAUGAAAAGUCAAAGAUGAAUUACAAAUCACUGAUGUUCAGAGAUGAUGAAACUCCAGAGGACGAGUGUGACUGCAAGAAAAUUUUACAAGGAGACAUUGAUGAGAUUAAACGUGCUAAGAUUCUGACCAUCACAAAGAGCUUUAAGAACAUAACACGGAUUACUGAUGAACAAUAUGUCAAGCAGACGAAAGACUGUGAAAAGUUCCUGAGGACUCGGAAAUACCUCCUGUCCCCACUGAGUGAGGAGGAAGAGGCAUUCCCAGUGGCAUAUUCCAUUGUCAUUCACCACAAGGUACAGAAUUUUGAGAGGCUCCUUAGGUCCAUAUACAGCCCUCAGAAUUUUUACUGCAUCCAUGUGGACAAAAAAGCCCCCGAGUCCACUAUGAGGGCGAUUAAUGCCAUUGUCUCUUGCAUUGAUAACGUUUUCUUGGCUAGCCAGUUUGAACAGGUGGUCUACGCCAGCUGGAGUCGUGUCCAGGCUGACAUCAAUUGCAUGAAGGAUCUUUACCAGGUUAGCAACCGUUGGAAGUACUUCAUCAACCUGUGUGGGCAGGAUUUCCCCAUCAAAACCAACCUGGAGAUAGUACAUGCCCUUAAAGCACUAGCUGGUGGUAACAGCCUGAAGACUGUGAUCACACCCCAGAAUAAGGUGCAUAGAUGGAAAAAAAGAUACCAAGUGAUAAAUGGCAGAAUUCGGAGAACCAACCAAAAUAAAAAACCGCCACCCUUUGGCAUGAAGAUAUUCACAGGUGGUGCAUACAUAGUGGUGAGUCGUGAUUUUGUGCGUUAUGUGCUUGAGGACCCCAAAGCCCAGGUGUUGAUGUCAUGGUUAAAUGAUACAUACAGCCCUGAUGAAUUUAUUUGGGCUACAAUGCAACGCAUUCCUGGUGUCCCAGGGUUUCUUCGUGCACACUCUAAAUUUGACAUCACGGACACUUACAGCAUCUCCCGGCUAAUCAAAUGGGCAGGACAUGAGGGGAACAUCAAUGCAGUGUACCCUGCCUGUCAGGGUAUUCAUGUUCGGAGUGUUUGUGUAUAUGGGGUGGGGGACCUGCAGUGGAUAACAGAGCAGCAUCAUUUAUUUGCUAAUAAAUUUGACACAGAUUUUGACCCAAUCACCAUUCGAUGCUUGGAGAAGUACCUCAGAAACAAAGCGCUAAAACAGUAUCAUUAAAUUCAUACAUGUAUACUAUAUGGACAAAAAUUUGUGGACACCUGAAUAUCAUACCCCUAUGUACUUGUUGAACAUCUCAUUCCAAAAACAUUGGGAUUAAUAUGGAGUUGGUCCAACUUUGCUUCUAUAAGAACCUAAACUCUUCUUGGGAGCCUUUCCACUAAAUUUUGGAAUGUGGCUGUGGGGAUUUGUGCCCAUUCAGCCAAAAGAGCAUUAGUGAGGUCAGGAAGUAAUGUUGGGUGAGGAGGCCUGGAGUGAAGUCAACAUUCAGAUUCAUCCCAAAGGUGUUCAGUGGGGUUGGAACAGGUGUCAUUCUGGAACAGGUUUCAGCUUCUUGGAUUUAGUGAAGGAAAAAGAAGGGAAAAAUAUUGUGUGCAUCAAACUUUGUGAAGCCACUUUGGGGAAGGUCCAUGUAUCCAUGUAUGGAUGUGAUGGUCUGGUGUGUAUAUCCUGUAUUCACAACUGUAUAUACAACUGCUGUCUCAUGUAUACUCUGUUUUUGUUCCUUUGCUGCUGCUGUUCUUGUUGGGUUUGUUUGUUUUCCUGCUUGUACAUGUUAAUUAGGAUGCAGUGCUGCAGCACAGCAACCUAUGGGCUCCCCUAGGGGAGCCCAUAGGUUGCAGUGCAAAGCACUGCAACUAUUGUUCUUCUACGUGUUUCUUCUUCUUCCUCCUACGCAAAUUUCGAUUUCGAAUAACUCAAUAA